This is a messenger RNA of Porites evermanni, 1020 nucleotides long. The record is from the annotation of a GenBank genome assembly. Lineage: Eukaryota; Metazoa; Cnidaria; Anthozoa; Scleractinia; Poritidae.
AUGGCACGUUCUUCGAGUAAAACAAGGAAUUGGAACUUCUAUUCAACACAUUACAGCCCGGCAAACGCCUCAGACACUUCCAACCAGACUGUUAAUUCCGAUCAAGAAGAUAUUGGCCGGUCCAGAAGGUCGAGCUCAGAAAAUUUACCCUACGGGCGACAAAGAUCUGUAUUUCCUUACGGGAUUGUGAGUGAAUAUGACCUUAAGGACACCAUUGGCGCUGAAACUAAGGAUCACAUUUUAUCCGAAAAGCCAGAUUCCAGAACCGGAAAGUGGAGGAGUUCUCCUUGUUUGGAUUCUUCAAGUAAUACGAGAUGGGGAACGAAGAUUUUGCAGACACCAUGUCGUGGUUCUAAGAGUGCAGAUGGCGAAGCAAGUUGGGAAAUAAAACCUCGGAGUCGACUCUUUCGUGAACGAUUACACAGUUGUCCAAGUACUCCGAUGAACGAUUUUCUUCGCGUUGAAAUUCCUGUGUUGUCAUCAAUUAUGGUCCAAGCUCAAUCGCUGCCACUUGUCAGUCGGCCUACACAGUCACACAUACCUUCGAGGCCGAAGCCCUCGUCUGCGCCGAAAGAAAGUACACGUCGACUGCGCGCGGAAAGCGUCGGCCCUGUAAUCGAAAGACCAAAGAAAACAGCUAUUGAAAGCCAAAUGCAGGGCAAGGAAAGAGAGAUUUCCAAGGGCGUAUCAGAAAUAAAAAUUGAGGACGGCGUUAUUAUAAUCGAUAACGGAAAAGUUAUAGAUCUGAAAGAGGAUAAACGUAGCAAAAAGCACAAGAUGAAAACUUCCGAAGCUGCUGUAAAAAGCAGAAGCUAUCGAGAUUUUCAAGAGGCGAUGCAGAAAUUUGAAGAUGCUCAAUUAAACUUAGAGGGAGAAGUGAAGUCUAAAGCUAAAACGUUUAAAACGAAAGAUAAAGAACAAGAUUUUUUCAACGAACAUGUUCAAACACAGUUUUUAGACUUGCUCUCGUCCGUGAAAGAUAAACGAAAGAAGAGCAAAGGGAAAAAGUAUCGAUGCUGA